AGUCGCGUUGCACUACCUCCCGCUCGCCAUUCCCGGUGAGUACCUCACGGCCUCAUGUCCUCCAUUUCGGUCCUUACUAUCUUUCCUAGCCUCCACGCUCAACUCUACAUCUACCGCUCCCCUAUAUUGUACGAUUUCACAUGGCGGCAGCCGUUUUAACUUCUUCCAAGCUGUCCAUCUCGAACCCUUUUCAGAUGGCUUCCCACAAGCGCCCCGACCCGGCAUCGCCCCCUCUGCCUGCGGCCGCGUCCUCGUCAAAGGUGCACUUGUCGUCGCAGCCCUCCUCGUCAGCUGGACACCAUGACGCGCCGCCCAAGACAUUCAAGCGCCUGCGUUCCUCAUUGGAGCAGAGCAUCCGGACGGCGACGCGGUCCAAGGCGAAGAUGAGCGCUCCGGUGGACGAGAACGGCGCCAUCGCCCCGAGCGAAGACCGGGACAAUGGCAAAGGUAAGGAGCGUGCGUCCGAGGAGCACCUGUCCGACGAGAAGAGCAAGUCCAGAUCGAGGAUGCUAUCUAAGGUUUCAUUUCGGAGACCAGCCGCGAGAGAAUCGCAACCCCCUGCGCCCCCACCACCUGUCCCCGGCGGAGGGCAGGGAGCCGCACGAGCAGAGAGAGACCGGGACAAGGACAAGGCGCGCGUGGCCGGCAAUGUCAGCUUCCUCGCACCUUCUCUUCGACAAGCAUCCAUGUCCUCGCCAACGUUGCCUAUACCCUCUGCGUAUACCCAGCCAUUCGCGCUCCCCAGCGGCUCGACAUCCAACGUCGCAGCGCUGGUAUCGCCUCCACGUGAACGUGCUCGUAGAUCUGAGUCUGGUGGCCUCAGCACAAGAAACAUUAGUGGGCCCCAACCGCUCGCGUCUCGCCGCGAUCCGCGGGCUAGUGGCGGUGCGGGAUCGCCGCGAGAGGGCAGGAGACCUCCACCGCUGUCGCUGUCUUCACGCGGCAGCAAUUCGCCCGGGCCAGAAACACCAACGCGACGAUCCCGAGACGCGACGAGAUCGCCAGAGCCCUCGUCACCGACACCCCGGGGGCUCGCUGCUAGUUCGUCGCGAAGAGCAGCGGCCAGUGCUAGUCAUCUGCCGCUGAACAGCACUCCCAGUCCGCCCGUAUCGCCUACCCUACGACCGCUUAGUCCUUCCCGUGCACGGUCGACAUCGCGCACCCCCACUCGGGCUGGGCCGUCGGCAUCCUCGUCUCACCUCCCCUAGCCUCGUCUUCAUCCUCUACGUCAGCGCGAAGACCAUCAGUGGAUACCGCGCGCCCCUCACUGGAAGCGCGAAGGCCUUCCGUGGACACCCCCGACCGUCAUUCGAAGCGCGGAGACCGUCCGUAGACGCCCGCCGGCCAUCCGUCGAGGCACGCAAGACCUCGCUCGAUCUGAGUAGGUCGUCGCUGGAAGGCAGGAGACCCUCGCUGGACCGUGCCGGUUCACCUGUCACGCCUACCCGUCCUCGUGCUCUCUCGCCGACUCAGCGCAACAUCACACCGAACUACUACCAGAACCGACUGCUCAAU
Messenger RNA from Fomitopsis serialis, 1515 nucleotides. RefSeq lists its product as uncharacterized. The coding region runs from base 141 to 1208 and encodes 355 amino acids. The transcript has a single exon. The record is from RefSeq and is a predicted model, not a curated record. NCBI's taxonomy places the organism in Eukaryota, Fungi, Basidiomycota, Agaricomycetes, Polyporales, Fomitopsidaceae.